Messenger RNA from Pelobates cultripes (western spadefoot toad), 20324 nucleotides. The record is from the annotation of a GenBank genome assembly. NCBI's taxonomy places the organism in Eukaryota, Metazoa, Chordata, Amphibia, Anura, Pelobatidae.
AUGAAGGUCAUUCAGCUGGUAAGUUAAAGCAUGCUUAUGUCCUGCGUGUUGGCUUGUUGUUCGGGAGAAGACAUCUGCCAUACACACAUCAAGGGUUUAUAUUUUGUCUCUCUCAGAACUAUAUUCCUAAUUAAAACCUAUUGUUUUGCUUUUAAAGUGGAUUUAUUUUUUACAUUUCUGUUUGGGUAUACAUUUAUUUAUGUGGAUUUCUCUCCUUUAGUCUAACGUGUAAUAGUUAAUUGUUAGAGACUUGCAGACAACUGUAAGAUCAAGCGAAAAUACUGAAUGAUGUAGAAUUUUAAACACAUAUUGGACAUUGUAUCAACGCUGCCCAGUCCUGUUUAAUUAUUGGUCCUGAAUAAAUAAACAAGAUCACACACAGAGAAUAUCAAGCAUUGUAGUAACUGCUUAUUAGAGACGAGGAUACAUACUAUAAUGAAACUUUGUGCACAAAUUAUUUUCAGCUGGUAUGAACUAUUCAAAUUCAUUUAAACUAUGUGUGAACUAAUCAGUUAUUAAAUUGAAUAAGACUUGAAAUAAAACUCUGUAAGACCAUUGGCUAUUGAGGCAGAAGUGGUAGUAAUUGCCUACAGAAUGGCAAUCUUUUCAAUUGUAGGGUUAAAAAGACAGAAACAUGACACCCAGACAACUUCAUCUUAAUAAAGUGUCCUUGGUUCGUUUAGUGUCUCUUUAAUGAAUACUGCUAACACUAACACACGUGCGCACUGUACACACACACACUGCUACAUGCACACUCAAAGAAAACCAUAAAUAUACAGAUAUUUACACACACUGCUACACAUGCCCCAACACUGCACGCAUACACACUCAUUAUGUAUGUAUAUACCAUAAUUUUUAUCAUAUGUAAAAGAUUACAUUUUUGUUUUUUCUGGGGGUUUUUUGGAAGAUGGUUUUGUGAAGGAACUUGAGAUUUCUGUGUCUAGGGAAGCUAGUAAAGUAAAUAGGGCCAUGUUAGGGGCACACAUUGUUUUCAUGCAUGUUUUGAAUUGACUGAGAGUGUCAGUAUACCCACUGGAACAAAGUUUCGAGCUGUGAAAAACACAGAGCAUUGAUAUGAAAUUACAUAGUUACAUAGCUGAAAAGAGACUUGCGUCCAUCAAGUUCUGCCUUCCUCACAUAUUUUUUGCUGUUGAUCCAAAAGAAGGCAAAAAACCUAGUCUGAAGUGCUUCCAAUUUUGUGACAAACUAGGAAAAAAUUCCAUCUUGAUCCCAAAAUAGCAGUCAGAUGUCUCCUUGGAUCAAGCAGCUAUUACCCCACUAAUUAGAAAUUAUAUCCCUAUAUGUUAUGUUUUUUCAAUUAUUUAUCCAAUUGCUGUUUAAACAUCUGUAUGGACUCUGAUAAAACCACCUAUUCAGGCAGAGAAUUCCAUACCCUUAUUGCUCUUACUGUAAAAAAAAACUUUUCUUUGCCUUAGAUGAAAUUUUAUUUUAUUUUCUCCAGCCUAAAUGUGUGACCUUGUGUCCUAUGUAUAGCCCUGUUUAUGAAUAGAUUUCCAGAUAAUGGUUUGUACUAGAAAAAUAAGAAAAGGGUCAGUGCUACAAAAAAUUUAAGUAAGGUAGGCAGCGGCCCAACAGAAGGUAACCCUCAAACCCUCAGAGGAGAGGACAUGUAACACAAAGAAAUAGAGGAAAAGGGCUGCGCCAAUAGUUAAAAGGUACAAUAGUUCGUCUGAAUAGUUAGGGCAAUAUACCGUAGUUUGUCUCACUGAUAUGGUGGGACUAAAGUUCUGAUGGAGUAAUUGAAGGUAAAGUCCGAUAAUAUUGAGGUCUCACUCAGAAGUAAGUAUCUUUAUAAGGUGUCUGUUUUUGGGAGUAGAGUCCUCAAUGUCCCUAGUGGUCCAACCGUCCCGCUUAUAUGCAAGACAAAAACGAGGAGACCCAAUGGUGCAGUAUAUAAAAGCCAGAGGGAUGGUAUCCAACACUCAGGAGAGGAAUAUAUAAAAGACAGCCAAUAGUGCUCUCAAUAGAAUAAAAUAUGCAGUAAACAUAAAUAAAAUGUACUCACAAGUGAAGUGCAGGCAAACUGCACUUUGAUGUCAGCGUUGAUGGUAUGACCCCCACCUCGGAUAUAUUUGGAGUCACACGACAAUAAAAGGAAGCCAGGUUAAAAAUUCCAAAUAAAAAAAUUGUAUUAAAAAGAUGAUUGGCACAAAAUUGUAACCAAAAAGCCUUUUAUUAAAAAAAAUACACAAUCAAAAUAACCAUAACGCGUUUCACCACUAGGGCUUUAUCAAAUGCGUUUGUACUAGCCCUGAAUAUAUUUGUAUAAUAAUAUCAUAUCCUCUCUGAGGCACCGUUUUUCCAAACUAAAGAGAUUUAUAUUUUUUAACCUUUCUUCAUAACUAAAAUGCUCCAUUCCUUUUAUCAAUUUUGUAGCUCGUCUCUGCACUUUUUCUAGUGCUAUGAUAUCAUUCUUUAAAACAGGUGCCCAAAAUUGCACAGCAUAUUCAAGGGGGGUCUUACCAGCGAUUUAUAAAGAGGCAAAAUUAUAUUUUCAGCCUGAUAAUAUAUGCCCUUAUUUAUACAUGACAAAAACUUACUGGCCUUAGCAACUGCUGAUUGACAUUGCAUAUUGCUGUCUAAUUUGUUGUCUAUAACAAUUCCCAAAUCCUUCUUGUUUGUGGUUAUCCCUAAUUCACUACCAUUUAGGGUGUAAGUUGCUUUUGCAUUCUUGCCCCUGAGGUGCAUAACUUUGCAUUUCUCUACGUUAAAUUUCAUCUGCCAUUUGAUUGUGCUAAGACAUAUCAGAGUUGAUACAACAAGAAAUUAAGGAUGUCUAGACUUUUUACUAUCACUAUACUCAUUCCUGUGUAACAUAUAUAGAUUCAUUAUAUGGUGAGUUGUGGAAAGUUGACAACCAAGUUCUAACAUUUAGGAUAAGAUAUCUGAGAUGUAAAUAAUCCUAAAUUGUAUGAUUGGCCUGAAUUCUGAAAUGAGUUCACUGUUUAGUUACUAAACCUCAAACUCAUCUUAUCGCAUGUCUCUGUAUAAAACUCAAUAUUAAAAUGUCAUCUGCAGGAUCCAUCUCUUGCCUAUCGUCCAGAAAAUGAAAAUCACCAGUAUCGGAAUUAUGAAGUGAGUCAAGACUGUACUGAAAGAACCAAGUAAACAAUGGGGUGAGGGGUAAUGGGAAGACAUCAGAUAGGAAAUUUCAAUGGAAUGGGAUUUUGAGAGAGGAGAAACAAAAAUGUGAUGUGGGUUAACACUGCAGAUACAGCUACAUCAUUUAAAGCAGUAGUAAGGCUGACUUUAAUUCUUGAAAGCAUUGCAAUGAGGUUUCGUAUAUUCAAAACAAAGCUAUUCUUCUUCACUUUUUAGGAUAGCCCCCUGGUGGAUAGAGUGAAAAUGACCUACACCUUGAUGCACACACACCAAACGGUAGAAUUUGUGAAACAAAAGGUAUGUACAAUAAAAUAUUAUAAAAACUUUCUAAUUUUUAUGUAGAUGCGGAGAAAACCUCACCAGUACACAGUAUUUAGAUGGUUAUACAUAUAAUAGCUUAAAUCCAGGAAGUUUUUGAAUUUGAUGGUAUCUCAUUUUUAUUGUCACUAAAAACCACAUAUAAUAUCAGCCUAUACUUUUACCAGUGAAUUCCUAAAGGUGACACAGUGACAGUUCUCAUUGUAUCAUUAAGCAUUAGAACUUUUCCAGUUAAUGUGGGUCAACUUCAAUCCUCUGCUCUCAGUACAUAGGAGUUAUCCAUAGUCAGCUGAUGUGGGUUAAAGUUCCAGAUGUCUAGCAAUUACCAUGGAAGCACAGGGACUGAUCCUGCUGAUUAAUUCACUCUUAGAACUUUGAUCCAGAGAUUUUUAUAUGUAACCUUAAUAGUGCUGGUGCAACAUCCAUUUACUGCGGGUAUUGUCCUUCCAGCUUUCACAUUGGGGCUCCUGCAUGCACAGGAAGAUGACUGUUAUGGAGGCGCUCAGUUUGUUGGAUGAUCUGGUGGAUGAGUCAGAUCCCGAUGUAGACUUCCCAAAUUCUUUCCAUGCAUACCAAACUGCAGAGGGCAUUCGGAAAAUGCAUCCAGACAAAGGUAUGUAUAAGUUGUGAAAACAUAUCAUCACCAAGAUCAGGGCUUGUUGGACCUGGUGCUAACAAUUAUAAUGGGCCUAUUUAUAGACAGAAAACACUCAAACAGCCACGUCUUCCAAGUGUGUUUUUAUUUUAUCUGGUGCAUGUGGUACUGGAAACCUCACAGGAUAUAUUUAUUAGAACACAAAUUCCCUAUGUUAAUCCCUUGCUUUUAUCUCUCAACCAAGUCUAUCUCAAUUCCCCCCCUCCGCCACCCACAUACAGACAAAUACACAUACAAAGACACACACACUAACACACAUAUGCAAAAUAUUUUAGUCACCCUCCUAUUACCUACCUUUUAGGUGCAGGAGGGUGACUUCCCUGGGGACCAGUCGCUCAGGUUGAUGGGAGUCAGAGUUCCCACUCUGACUCCCUCUCCUUCCUCCCGCACGGCUCCUGGUGGUUGCUGGGAGGAGUGACUGAGGUAGUCACUUCCUCCCAGCGUCUGACAUCAUCAGAGGGGGCCCAGUCGCGCUGUUACCGGGCCCACUCUGAGGAUGAUAUUCAUUUACAUCGGGUGGCACUAACAGCAUGGGCCACCCGAUGGGUCUUUUCACGUGUGGCCCCAGCCGAGGACGCAACACAUGUUGGCGGGCAACCGGUCGCAAUGGUCCGCAGGGUGGCCGGGCCCCCUGGAGUGAUGGGCCUGGUCGCAGAUACAACCCCUGCGACCGCGGUAUUAACGCCACCGGCCCUAUUCCAUAUUGAUUGAAAAUAGCCCCUGUAUUAAUCCAGCCCUGGUAUAGUUUCACUUAGUAAAUAUAACAAAAUAUUUACCAGAAGAUGUGCUACUUGUGCAUUACCCAACUGCUAUCACCGCAAUAAAAAGAAAAAAAAAGAAAAGUCAACAUGAUUUUUAUGGCAGGACACAAAACAUUCCCAGUGAGCAUGCAAGCAAGGUUACAUCAACAAGUUUCAAUUAAGGACAUAUUGGCUAUUGACCUUGGGAGCGUAACCGAAAAAGAGCAAAAGUACACAAAAAUCACAAGAACUCAACUACAUUUGUGAAUAUUUGUCCUUCACUGGUGGUAUAUUAAAGUUUAACCUGAAUUUGUAAAGUACAAUGAGUAAGAGAGAAAAUGCAAUGUGGAAAAAAUAGAUUAAAAGAAAAAACAUAUAAAAAAAAAAAUAAGUCUGCUAAGUCUGAGGAUCCAGGUUUAAACACACGCACAUUCCAUCAACAUUGCUGUUGUUUGGUUGCCAAACGCCUCACAUUGUCUAUCUGUAUGCCAACAGCAAGGCUACCAUAAAUGGCUUCUGAAUUUUAUCUUAAUUACCUUAAUCAUUAAUUUUCUUCCUCAAUCCUGUAAACCAGCUUAUCUCUUUGCGUUUCAGUAAACCUAUUAUGGGCAUUGAGGAAAUUCUAGUGUAGUAUGAAAUAUGGUUAGUAAUUGUCCCCAGCCCUUCUGUCUGUAAUAUGGUGACAUUUUUAUUUCAGAUUUUCUGGAUAUUUGAAACCAUUACCUUGUACACAAAAUGUCUUCAUUAUUUAUUUAUAAAAUAUUUUACUAGGAAAGAUACAUUGAUAUUUCUAUCGUUUUCAAGUAUGUCCUGGGUCCACAAAACAUUGCAUUGUUACAUUAGGGUACAAUAAAAUACAAAAACAAUAAUAAUACACAAUAUAUACAAAAUUUUACAUAGAACAGGUAGGAAAUAUAUAAUCAACCAUGACAGGUUCAUUCUGCUUUGAGGUAUGUAGAUAAGAAUCUCUUAAAGGACUUUAGGCUUGGGGAAGAUUUUAAAGUGUGCGGGAGGUCGUUCCACAAUUGCGGCGCUCUGUAGGAGAAGGAGGAUCGGCCGCUUUCCUUUUGUAUUGAGGUAGACUAAGUAAAGUGUUGGUACUGAAUUGGAGGUUAUAGGAGGUGGGAACAGCCGAGGAGAGCAUUCUGCUCAGGUACGCUGGGAGUUUCCAAAAAAGCUCUUAACCCCUUAAGGACACAUGACAUGUGUGACAUGUCAUGAUUCCUUUUUAUUCCAGAAGUUUGGUCCUUAAGGAGUUAAACACAAGGCUGGAAAGAUGAAGGGUGCGUCUAGAUUCCAGCGACAGCCAGUUUAGUUCUUUUAGCAUGUCACAAUGGUGGGUCCUGUAAUUACAUUGUAGCACAAAUCGGCAGAACGAGUUAUACAAUGUUUAUUAAUGUGGGAUUGUGGUGCAGAUGCAUAUACUACAUCUUCAUAAUAAAUGAUUGGCAUCAGCAUUUGCAGUACAAUCUUUUCCUUUACUGUAGGGCUUAGGCAGGGUUUUUCUGUACAGUGCACCUAGUUUUUGAUAAAGUUUAGAUGCAAGUUUUUCUAUGGGGAUGCCAAAAGAUAGAUUUGUGUCUAACAACAUACCCAAGUAUUUGAAAGAGUGGACUGCGGUCAGUGUGCUAUUUGAAUUUGUUUUGAUGGAUAGGUGGGAAUCGUGUAAUUUAGGUACUGUUCCAAAGAUCAUUGUGACAGUUAUGUCAGUGUUUAGGACGAGUUUGUUUUUUGCAAUCCACUUUUCUACUUUUGUAAACUGGUCUUGGAGCACAGCCUCAAGCUGCGGUAGCUCGGAUUUGCUUGCAUUUGCUUGUGUCGUCUGUGUACAUUUGACGAUUUGCAGACAUUAGGCAGGUCAUUUAUAAAUAAUGUAAAUAGUAGGGGGAAGGUGCUGCGUUGAUCCAGGCUGUCUUCCACAUAGUGAAAUAUUUUCUAACGUUUUACUAAACAAAUCCAUUUUCUAGCUAUUUGCAGGCCAGUUAAGGCCAUUCGUAGAAUACCUUCAUGGCAAAACUUGAUUUAAAAAAUUUUUUUUUACUGUAUGAACAGAGCCUGCCUUCUCCUUGGUACAUUGUCUCCCUGGCAUUUCAUUGUUUGUUUGUUUUUGUCAACCAAUUUUUUUAUUGAGGUAUAUAGUAAGGAUAGUAAUGCGAUAAAUAAGUGACAUGGUCAAAAAAUAACAAGUAAAAUAGUAAAAAGUAAAAGAUAUAAGUCGCCAAUCAGGAUCCGAGUCACUGCUAUAAAGUUGUAUGAUAUCUAGUAUGUCACUAAGCAAACUUUUCAGCCCCAUUUUAAUAUAAGAGUAAGAAAGUAAAACAGGCUAUGCUAACAAUUGUAAACCCCACACAAUGAGUAACACAGACGAGUAGUAGUAAUGGAGUGUACCAUACACUGACUGCAGCAUGGCUACUCUGCUUGAUUAAUAGGCUUGUACAGAAGAAAGAUAAAACAACAGAUCAUGCUACAACUGAAUAAUGUAGUGUACAAAACAUGUUGGCCAGAUACUAUUAACAGAGCAAGCUAACAAAGCAACUUGUCGAAACGUAUAAAUGUGAGCAAAAUAGUAGCCUGGAAAGACAGUAGUAUGCCAAUCUGCAAUCAGUAAUAAUCAUGGCACAUUCUCUCAUCAGAUUGGUUCCAGCUGGUUGGACUGCUGCAUGACCUUGGAAAAAUCCUCGCUCUUGACAAUGAACCUCAGGUAAGGGUAAGACGCUGGAUAUGGAGACACAAGUGAACAAGUAUGCCAGCUGAUGGCUCUUCUUGGAAACAAUGUUUAACUAACACAUCAGUUCAACUGUACACAUUACACAAAUGUGAGUAUGCAGUAUCAGUUCUAGGCGUUCCAUUGUGUAACACCAUUAUACAGAAAAACAAACAAACAAUAACGUCAGCCAAAGAAUAAAUAUAUGUUUACAAGAUGCAGUUAUGGAGGGUAAUGGGUUCAUCGGGAAUCAGCUGCAGUCUCUGCCACUGCCACGAAACAUCGAGAAAGCACACUGUAGAAAAGACUAGCUUCUACUGGUAGGGAACAUAUAAAACACACUACCUUUAUUGAAUGUUGAUUAAAAUUGCAAUAUCAGGCUGUGUCCCCGCCUGAUGUCACAGUUUGAAUCAUCACGCAAUAAAGAUACUAUUUUUAUAUGUUCUCUACCGAUGGAAGCACCCCAAAUACAAAUGUAUUACAAAUAAUAUACCUAUACAGAUCUGUGGGAUUCCACCUAUAAACUUUCUGCUUCAACUGCUAUAAUGCUGCAUUUUAUGAGCAUUUCAUACAGAUAUAAUCUCUUUAUAAAUGUAUAAAUUGCUCAUAAAGAUUGUGUUGGUAUUUCACUGACAUUCCAACCCAGUCAAAAGAUAUCAUGAGAUAAAGUAGGAACUACGGCUGGGUAUAAAUGCUCUUUUUGUGGAUGAUUCUGUGGUCUUGUGGGAUCCUCCAUAGACAUCAGUGUUGCACUCCUGUGCCUUUGCCAUGUUGGUGCUUGGCAUAUGAAGCGCCAGGAGCUGAGGAGGACCUGCGAGGGACAGGAACAGGUAAGUAAAAGCUACCUUCCCUUUAAUCUCAGAAGGUAACACAAUUGCUUUAAGUUUAAUUAGUCACACCGCAAUAGGUAACAGCAACAUUUUAAGACCAACAAGCUAAAGACAUAUUCUGAGAUCAGUGACCAACAGGCAAUGUACAGUAAAUAACGCAUCCAUGGCUCAGAACAUACUUAAAAAAUGAUGUUAAAGUGUCAAUAUGUCGUUCCAGGUAAAAUACUUUUUUAAUAUGAUCUUUUUAGGUUACUUCUAAUAAGUAUUGUCCAAGUCAGUGUAAGGCCAUCUAAACCAUCAAACUAAUGAUUCCUUAUUUUUACGCCCAUCGUCUGUUGAUAUUGGGUUUUGAUAAGGUCUCCAUCUUUCUUAUGAUCUGAUUCAUGGUUGGUUCCUUGCAGUGGGCUGUUGUUGGAGACACAUUUCCAGUAGGCUGUAAGCACCAGAAAUCCAUUGUUUUUAGUGAAACAACCUUUAAAGACAAUCCAGAUGCACAUCAUCCGGUGUACAGGUGAGAAAAAAACUUAAACACAAAUAAACAUAACUAUACCAAAUGUAAUGGUGGGGAUUUUCACAUAUAUUUAUGGAUGAUCCCUGUACAUAAGUAAAUUUCUUUCAACGUCUUGACAAUCCCCAGAGUACAGUAAUAUGGCAAUGCUAUCUAUUCAGGGCAUUAAUAAAAGUUACAUACUUUAUGGUCAUGGCCCAUAAAGACUAGAUGAAAUAUGCAUUUUUUUUCUAAGCAGUCCAUUAGUAUUACUAAGGAAACCCAUAACUGUGUUCUUUUCUUUUGUCAGUCAAAUUUUGAUUAUGUAUGGUUAUGCAUAUCACACACAUUAGAAAGAUCAAUAGCGAAUGUCAUAUUUUAAAAUCAGUAACAUGAAAAAGACAAUUUUUUGCAAUGAAGUAACGUUCGACGACUAUGACUGAUUGUAGCAUGUCCUAUUGUUUAAUCAUAUUUUUUUUGCCUUUUAACAGCACACAAUAUGGGAUGUAUGAACCUAACUGCGGACUUGAGAAUGUGCUAAUGUCCUGGGGACAUGAUGGUAACUAUACUGUUUAACUCAAGUGAGGUGAAUAGUAGCAUGACGUAAGGAAAAGUUGACUUAUCACACUGUGCUACAUAAUAGCAUUUAGGAAAGUUAAUGGUUUAUAACCCUAAAAUCUAUGGAUACGAAGGUGUACUCUCCUAGCCUUGUGCUACUAAUAGAUAGUAUGCUUAUUGCAGGGUUUAUCUCUCCGGCUGAGAAAGAUUAGCAAACUCUCUCAGCCAAUGAGCUAGCUCAACGUUAGUAGUGGAGAUAGGGAGCAGUUCUCAGUGAACCCCAUGCGAAAAGUCAAACCAUUCAAAAAUUGUUUGAGUAUUUAUACUGGCCAAUCCAAUGCCACCUGGCACUAUAACUACAACAGCAAGCUGUAUUGGUUAUGGUGCAUGAAGUGUUCUUUUAAGUUUGUCAAUUUCAAUCCUUCACAUUUUCCCUUACGCCUUGUUGAUUCAAAAGAACACAAAACAUGGAACAUUUCUCCCAGGUUUAUUCACUGAAGUGACAAUUGCUGUAAAUUCAUAGCGAAUUCCGAGUGAAUUACACAUUUUUAGCAAAAUAGCCAAAUUGAGACUAAUGCUUCCAAUUUAGCUAAAUUUGUAAUUCAUUGUGAAUUACAGUCAGUUCUCACUUUAGUAAAUAUCCCAGUCAGGUUUAUUCUCUACAGUGUCUAAGGAAUUGUCAGGAAUGUAAAGUGAAUUUCAAAAUGUAGAUCAAAAUAUGUUUUUACUUUGCAAUAAAAUCUGUUAUUCAGUUUGAUGUCCAGAUAAUUCACAGCUUAGAGAAUUAUUCUUCCAGUUUAAUAAAUAAACCCCAGCUGUGUUAAGCGAGUCCUGUAUUGCAGGGUCAUAGCUUUCGGCAACAAAUUAUUGCUUGAACGUAGCUAUUCUGGACUACUUGAAAUUCAGUUUUUAAGUCACUUUAUAAUAAACUAACCUCUAAAAUUUCUCGUUUUCCUAUAGAGUACUUGUAUAGAGUGCUGAAGUUUAACGAAUGCUCAAUCCCUGAGGAGGUAAGAGGGUGGGUUUCACAAUGACAUAUCAUGAAAUAGGAAACUCAUUUUCUUUAGUGUCUCCAGUAAUGUUACAGUAGAUGGAUGGGAACAUGCGAAGCUUGGAAGUAGAUAUUCUGGCAAACACAUUUCCUAGGUGUAAAACGAUCAACUACUGGCCCUGAUAUUUUUUGAGAAAGUAUUUCAGGACCACAUUUCUUUAGAGGCAAUUAGAGAUUAUCAUUUGGUUUGUCUGUAGUCUUCCCAUUGCGUUAUCAAUAUUUCCUCAUCUGCUACACACAAUUCUACCUCUACCUUGACCAUCAGUAGUUUUUCCACUCAAACUUUUGCUUUCCACACUAAGCAUUCUCACUCUGUACUUCUCUCCCACCUGCAUUGUCUCUACUCCAUCCUAGACCCCAGGCUCAAACAUAGUCACUGGUAUUCAUGACAUUUGCUUCCCAUUUUCCAUGUCCAGUUUCAAUAUCAUACACCAAGCAUUUUAAGACUUUUUAAACUUCCAGAUGGUACUCCCCCUCGAUCUAUCUUUACCAACAGUUAUUGCCAACACAGUUCUAAGCCCCUUCCCCUCUAAAUGCUUACCUUUUCUGGGGUAUCAUUUUCACACAGUUUGCACUUAUUGUAUAUAUACAAUGAAAUGGGAUCUGUCACUUCUCACAAUUAUUAUGUUUACCUAUCCCUUAAAUUUAACAGAUGGGUUUUUUCUGAGGUUCAAAACAUUAUUAUUACUACUACUACUGGUAUUUUUAUUUUCAUUUAUUUAUUCUUUAUUCAUUUUCAUUUUUUUUUUCUAAAAUAAAUAAAUAAAUAAUAACCAUACAAGGCAUAAAAUUCACAAUAAACAUACAAUUUUAUAAAAUUCUUCUCCCCUAAUAUAAAACCUCACAUUCGUAAUAUGACAUUAUCCCAUUUUGUUAGAAGAGGUUACAUAUAGAACAACAUAAAUGUAUUGCUGGACAGCUCCUAGAAAAGUUACAUUUUCUCGACUAAUCCUUGGGUUAUUUAUUUGUCUUGCUCACUCAGGGAUCAAUUUUAUCCAUAGAUCCCAACUAUGAUUCCUCUUCUGAGUAAAAUUGUGAUACUUAUCUAUUCCUAUUUCCAUAUUUAAUUGGAAGAGGAGUUGGUUUUUAACCUCGGUCCACAAUGGCGGUAUACAAGAUUUCCAUUUUUUGGCUAUUGUGAUCUUUACUGCUAAUAAAACAUGUACUACUAUGUCGUAUUCUGCUUUGGACAUUUUUGGAAGAUUUAGAUGUAGUAGAUAUGAUUCGGGUUUCAGUGGAAGUUAAUCUUACUAAUUACUUGGAUUUUAUCCUUUAUCUGUCCCCAAAACCUCAGAAUCGGCUCACACUUACACCAGAUAUGUAAUAGAUCGCCUUUUUGUGAUUCACAUCUGCAGCAAAUUAAAACACUGUGCCUGUACAUCCUUUUAUUUGCAGAUAAUUAAAAGUUUCUCCUUUAAGUUCUUGUGCUUUUUCCGAAAUUUCUGUCAAUGUUUUAAUACGUUUGGCCUCUAAUAAAUAAUUUGUCAUUAAACAGCUUCUUUACCAUUUACCGAGAUUUAUAUAUUUUAUAUUAUUUGCUAAAUUUUUCAGUGAAGUGUUUGUUAGAAUUUUAUUUUCUUCCUAAAUUUCUGCCAAUUAGUUAAAAUAUGGUCGAGGAUUAAACAAUUUUUAACUUUAGAUAUUUUCGAUACUUCUGUUGUCCAAAAUUCAAACCCUAAGUCUUUCUGUUUUGUUAGGUCUUUUUCAACCUUCUACCAGUUUUAAAUGCAUGCAUCAAUAUGCUUGUGUUAUGAUAUUCCUGUAUAUCUGGCAUAGAAAGACUCCCUUGUGCAGGUUUCAAUUUAAGACAAUCUAGUUUUAGCCUUGAUUUUUUUACUGCGCCAAAAUUUUUUCUAAAUACCGUCUUGAUCAUAGAAAGCCAGCUGCUUGGAACUGAAAGGGGUACCAUACGGAAAAGGUAUAACCAUCUGGGGAGAACAUAUGAUCUUAAAAUAUUUAUUCUUCCACAAAAUGAGAAUUUCCUCUUUCCCCAGUCUUUUAACUGUUUAGUCAUUUGUUUAAGGAGAGGUAAGAAAUUUGCUUCCAUUAUUUUAUUUGGAUCAGAGCAUAUCGUUAUACCCAAAUAUUUCAUACUUGAUGCCCAGUCAAAUUUGUAUUUAGCUUUCAAGAACUCUUUAGUUUGUACUGUGACAGUUUUUAUUAAAGCUGUGGUUUUAUUAAAAUAAAGCAUAUAACCAGACACCUCAGAGAAUUGUUCUAAAACCCUAAUCGUUUUUUCUAAGGAGUUUUCGGGAUCCUCUAAGGUCACUAUCACAUCAUCCGUAUACAAGGUUCAGUUUCAGUUCACCGGAAUUUGUACUGAACCCUUUAAUCUUUUUAUUUUCUCUAAACUGAGAGGCCAGUAGUUCCAAUGACAGAAUAUAUAAAAUCGGGGAAAGCGGACAACCCUGCCUGGUUCCAAUUGCCAGGUCGAACCAGUCAGAGCUGAUGCCUCCCCCAAGUACUUUGGCUGUUGGACCGGAGUACAGGGUCAUAAUGGCCUCCAACAUCCACCCAUGAAAACCAAAUACUCUCAAGAGUUUUCUGAGGAAAUUCCACCCAACCCUGUCAAAUGCCUUUUCAGCAUCUAGAGACAGUGUCAAGUGGGGUAUUCCCUCUGAUUGCACUGCAUCCAGAAUAUCUAUCAGUCUCCUGACAUUUUUUGUGGAUGAUCUUCCGGGGACCAAGCCCACCUGUUUCGGAUGGAUCAAUGUUGGAACCACCUGCUUUAAUCGCUCUGCCAGAACAGCAGAGUAUAACUUAAUAUCAGUAUUGAUGAGCGAAAUAGGUCGAUAGUUACUAAUCAGUCCAGGAUCUUUCCCUUCUUUUGAUAUUGUUAUAAUGUUUUCUUGUAAUAGUUUUUAGGUACAUCUUUUCCUCCAGCAAUCACGUUAAAUGUUUUGGUCAGGGGUUCUUUUAUGACAUCUUUUAUUAUUUCUAUAAAACAAGUUGUUAAAUCCAUCCGGAUCAGGUGAUUUUCCCCCUUUCAAUAACCCAUUCUACCUUAUUCUCUGAUAUCUUCAUAUUUAAUAUUUUAGAUUGUUCUUCAGUUAAGUGAGGUAGUUUAUUUUAUCCAAAUAAUCUAUUAUCUGUACCUGCGUAGGUUUAGUUUGAAGAUUAUAUAAUUGGUGAUAGAAUUCUUUGUAGGUGGUCCCUAUCUUUUCCGGAGUCAAUAGUAUCUCAUUCUUUGACCUCAUUAAUGUAAUGUUUUUCUUUGCUUUUAUUUUUUUAGUUUAUUAGACAUUGUUUUGUUAACCUUGUUCCCUUGAUAGCACCAUUUCCUAUUAAGGCAUUCUAGUCCCCUAUUAACUCUAUCUGUAAGUAAAUCUUUUAUGUUUUUUUCUACUUCUACUAUUUUUUGUGUUAAUGCCCUGUCUGGGUUAAGUUUAUUUUGUCUGGUUAACUCCUCAAGUUUGAUAUAGUAAUCUGCUAAUCCGUAUGGAUUUUUCCUCUUCUCUCUACAUAGUUACAUAGCUGAAAAGAGACUUGCGUCCAUCAAGUUCAGCCUUCCUCACAUUUGUUUUUUGCUGUUGAUCCAAAUGAAGGCAAAAAAAACCCAGUUUGAAGCACAAUUUUGCAACAAGCUAGGAAAGAAAAUUCCUUCUUGACCCCAGAAUGGCAGUCAGAUUUAUCCUUGGAUCAAGCAGUUAUUACCCUACAUUGAAAGAUUAUAUCCUUGAAUAUUCUGUUUUGCAAGUAUGCAUCUAGUAGCUGUUUGAACAUCUGUAUGGACUCUGAUAAAACCACUUCUUCAGGCAGAGAAUUCCACAUCCUGAUUGUUCUUACAGUAAAAAAACCUUUCCUUUGCUCCUAUUUUAAUCAGCUACCCUCUAAUUACACAUUUAUAUGCGCACCAUGUCAUGGGGGCAGAGACUUCCAUGUCCAAAUUUUCUUUAAAUAAAUUAUCCGUUACUUUUUUCAGUUGUUGAUAUUCUUCUUUAUUUAACAAAAUAUUAUUUAGCCUCCAAUUAUUUUGUCCCCUUUUCUGCGCUUCUUUUAGUUCCAGCACAACAGGAUUGUGGUCUCACCAUACUAGAGUUUUAAUAUCUAUUUUUUUAAUUAGCUUAAAUAGGUCUCUGAAAAUCAUGUCUAUCCUUGAAUAACUUAAAUAAGUUUUCAAAAAAUAAGUAUAGUCUAGAUCUUUAGGAUGUGUAAUAUUCCACAUGUCCAACAAAGCAAUAUCCCUUAAAAGUUCUCAAUCUUUUUUGCAUUGUUUAUCACAUUCCUAUCUACUUUCCUGAGAGAACAUAUUUUUUUAUCAAGCUUUGGAUCCAUUUUGCAGUUAAAGUCUCCCAUGAGAAACAAACUACCUUAUUUUAUUCUAUCGAUCUUAAGAAACAUUUUCUUUAUAAACUUAAUUGGGGAUUGGUUUGGUACAUAAAGGUUAUUUAUUUAAAAUAUCUCUACUGAUCUUACAAAUCAAGAUCACAUAUCUGGCUUCCAUGCCACUUUCCUGCUAUAUUAUUUCAGGAGAUAAGUUUAUAGAAAAGAGGAUUACCACGUCUCUCUUUUUCUUGCUCUCCAAGGACGCACUGAAAAUCAGCAGGUAAUCUUUAGGUGUCAUUCUUUUCUCCUCACCCAUUGUCCAGUGCAUCUCUUGGAGAGCACAGGUCUGUAUAUUUGCUUGUUUUAAGACAUGGUAUACCAAUGACCUCUUUUGCUGAGAAUUAAUCUCUUGAGUAUUUAAUGUUGCUAUUCUAAUGUUUGUUUACCCAAUGUUUUACUUCCUCUCUGAAGAGCUGCAUCGCCGGACUUACAAAAAACAACAAAAGAAAACAUUACUAACAAUACAUAAGAACAAACAUCCCUACAGAACAUACACACCCCAUUUGUGUAGAUCUGUUUCGACUUGAGUUUGUUUGACAAUCUCAUGUGGAAGUUUUGGUACCAUAAAAAACUAAUUAUCAGUAAUUCAGUUUACCUUUUUAUCCUUAAUUUAUAUCAACUCCCUAUUUUCUUCCAUUUUAACUCUGCACAACAUUUUUUUCAUAUUGUUUCUUCUGGAAUGGUCUUCCAAAUCCGCAAUUUUUUGUUCCAUAAUUUCCAUUUUCUUUUCAUUUUGUUUAUUUAUAUCUUUAUACGUCCUGGCUUGAGCUUCCAGGUUCUAUUUCUUUAACUCUGUUUCCUAACAUAACUAUGUCCUUUUUUAGGUCCUGCAUAUUAAUUUAAUUUCAUGUUAUAUUUUUACCAUGGAUCAUGCUUCCACUGAAGGAAAGGAAAGCAGGAGGGGUGCAAAAUAGACACACAGAGACAGACUUUUAAACUCCCCUACAGACACCAUUUACAUUCCUCCACACACAAAGUACAGUCAACACACAUACAAGCACUCAACCAACACACAUAGCCUUCUCUGCACACACCACUCAGUCUCCUUCCCACACACACAACACUCACAGAACAGAGUUAAGGGCUCUAGGAGGAGGCCCCAAUCUAGCAUCCUGCCUAGGGCAGAGGGCAAUCUCAAUCCAGCUCUGGUUUUCUUGCAGUGAACAAAUGUAUGCAGCCUGUUAAUCCACUACAAAAGUAGAUCUUUUCUUUACAUUUUGUCUUUGCUGGAUACAACUUUGAGCUCCUAAGAAAUAUAUUGAGUAAAAGCUAUUCAUUUGGAGUCAUAUACCACAAAAUAAAUUACACAACACUACCAAAAUAUGGAUGAAGACAUGUGGACAGCCCCUCAUAUUUUCAGAUUACAUUAUUUUACCCAUGCCUAUUGACAACACGUGCAUGAUAUCAAGCAAAGCCAUUCAAUCUCCAAAGAUAGACAAAGUGCAGAGCUCAGUGACAUUCAAUGUGGUCUGGUCAUCAGAUGCCACAUCCUAACAAGCCAGUUCACCAAGUUAUUUCCCUACUGCUAAUUUGUAAGCAGUACUGUUGUGAAGUGAACAUGUCUAGGAGACAGCUCAGGGACUGCCAUGUAAAAUUAUUUUCGCUCAGAUGAAACACUUACUAUAAAGAGCCAACUGCCACUGAAUGCAACUACUACACAAGUGUAGUUAAUCUUGUUUGAUUCCAACCACUAAAAUUCAAGUAUUUUGUAUGUCCUGAAAAAUAAUAUUUAACCACUACAUUCCUAGAAUUAAGUAUAAACAUUGUUGCGGUUAUUUACUUUGUAGAAAGACAUUUAGUCCAUAAAGCCUCCCUCUCCCUUAUUUAUAGGAAUGCUUAUCAGUCUAUAGAGGAGCACAUAUCUUUACCAGAAGUCACUUGUUACUGGUAAAAUGCCUGGAAUUGUGCUGAAAAUAUAAGUUCAUGCCCACCUUUCAAACAGUGAAGGAACUUUCACUAGGAGAUAUCAUUCCAACAGUCAAAGAAGUGGGGAGUAAUGAAUGGACUCUAUCAUUUUAGUGUUAGCAUUACAUUAACAUUCCAGAGAUUGAUAAAGAUUGCUAUAGUAGUUUUAAACCUCUUUAUUUUAGAAAUAUAUUAUUUAACUGUAUUUACUAAAUGUGAGCAUCAUGCUCUAAUGCAGACAUUCUUUUUAUAUUCUGUUGCUAUUUUUAGUAAGCUGCACUGCUGGUAAUGGCUUCAUGGUUCUUAACAAUAAACAAGGUUUCUUGACCAUAGUUAUUUUGUUACACCUACUGUAUGUGAGAAAAUUUUUUUUUAACUUUUAUACUAUACGUUUAGACUACGUGUGAAAUAUUGCAAAAUAAGAUAAACUCUAUACUGUAUAUAGCUUCAAAGUAGUGUUAGGAAUACAAGUUUGUAAUUGCUAACGUUAUAGUGUUUCUUUAAUAUACAGUACAUAUUUGUGCAUAAGUUGUAUUCACAAAAUACAAGUGUUAUGAAUUGAUAUAAAUGUGGUAUUCAAACAAAACAGGGGAAAUGCACAAAUAUCACUUUCAGUGAUUUUCUUUGAUAUAGAUGUCAGACAGUUCAAUGGUGCUUACUGAAUUUGAUUAACCGAACUCUGGCAACAAUUAAAACUAUACUCUGAGGUUUUGUUAUUUACUACAGUUAAUCCACUAACAGGGCUAUUAUAUUCUACUACAAAAUUCUGAAACCAGUUUUAACUAAUCUUGAUGAAAAUGUGCAAACACUUUAGUAAACUGUGAAUUAUAGUGAACGCCUGUUUGAAUUUUAGACACAUUACUUACAGUUAAUGAUUGUGUUUGUGUGCCAUUUAUUUGGCAUUGUAUAUAUCUGGCUGAUUAUUAAUACUUGUUUUUGCAGGGACUAUACAUGAUCCGAUUUCAUUCAUUUUACCCUUGGCACACGGGAGGGGAUUACCAACAUCUAUGCAAUGAAAAAGACCGAAAGAUGUUACCAUGGGUACAAGAGUUCAAGUGAGGACAUUUACUGGUAUUUUAUGGAAUUGGGACUUUCCAUGGCAAAUUACCUAAAAACACAAAUCCAGUCUUAUAUUUUCAGGGUUAGCUACUAAAGUGAGAGUUUUCUGGAAUUCAAAGUAAAUUUAAUUCGAAUGGUUACUUUAAACCUUUAAAAUGCUCUAAAACCUAAAAAAAAAAAAAAGGAUUUCUUAUUCAUCUGGAAUCCAGUGGCUUAUCCUGAGGUCAAUGGAGCUAUGCGCGGUCCAAUCACAAACUUCUCAUAUGGAAGCCUGUGAUUGGACUAAUUGCUGGCUCGGACUGCAUGUUCGCCCCCUGGGCUGGCAAAGAGAAUGGAGACGCUGAGAUAGGGAAUGGAGAGAUGGAGGGAGAGUUUCAAAAUAAAGAAAUACAUACAAUGUAGAGAGAGGACUCACCCUCCGGGAGGGAGAGCUAGCUACCCCUUGCAGGUGCUGUGUCUACACAGAACAAAAUGUGUAUGUCUGUCGGCAGUGUGCUGUCGGCAAUAUGCACAGAAUUGAUAUUAGACAGGCCAGAACAGGCUUCUGGGCUGAUAGUUUCAUGUAUGCUUGGGGUGCAACUAGUCCCCUGCACUCAAUUAACAAGAACUCCGUACGUGCAGAGUUUCAAUCAGAAACACUGCACAUAAAUACUCCUACCACCAUUACUCCUUCAAAUCACCAUAGUGGUUGGAGUAACCCUUUAAGGCCAAAGUAUUUUAACUGGAAGCUUAGUUAACUUGGAGAUUAUUAUUAUUUUGGAUACUUUGGUCUCAAAUUUGAAUUCUAGACAACACUCCCCUUAGCAUAUAACUCUGUUUGCAUGAUUGUAAUUGAUGUGUCCUGUUGAACUGUAAUUUUAUAUUUUCACCUAAAAUAAAAGUCUGUCAGGUAUGGGCAACCUUCGGCACUCCAAAUGCAGUGGACUACAUCUUUCUCUUACAGUCAUAAUGCUGGCAAAGCAUCAGUGGAGAUGUUGUUUACAACAUCCGGCGUGCCAAAGACUUACCUAGAUUUUAUAGUUCCAGUAAAUUUGGUAAAUUCAAAUGGCAAAACUGGGGCAAAAACAGUCACAUUGUGAAUAUCGCACUGUUAUAAAUUUUUUCCUGAUCAGCAAUUUCCCCCUUCAUUUUCCUUUCAGUUUCAAUUUGUGAAAAUUCUGACUUCAGCAAAUAGCUCUGUCAAUGUCCAUGUCUUUUGGUAGGCUCCCCAAUAUUUGUAAUUGAAAUUAUUUUACGUCAGGACAAAUAGAUUGAGCCAACGCUACCACAGGAAGUCGAAUAGGUAUCUGGCAAUUUCAAUCAUGAUAAAUUCUAUAACGCCCAAUAUGCAAAAUGAUGCAAGUAUGAGUGGUGUGGUGUGGGAGCACAAGGACGUCCUGUAGAAGACUGUCAGGGUUAUUUCAUUAGAUUAGAAUUGAGAAAUUCAAAAUGAACGUAAAAUUUAAGACCAAAAUUGCUGAGCUGGAAAGAUUAUUCAAGUCAGUUUGGCUAAUUUUGUUUAAAAUGAAAUUGACUUUAAUUUCCAGACAAAUACCAUUUUACGGAAUAACCCUAAAUAUAUUUGAAAACAGCAUAGAAGUAUACAAUAAAAUAGCUUAAGUAAAAUUUAUAUUUUUAAAUUUGCAAAUAGGUUGCAUUCUGUAUAAAGAGCCCUUACAUCAUACAAGUAAGACAAGGUAACAAACUUCAUGCUGUUCACAGUUUAAAGGGACACUAUAGUCACCAGAACAACUACAGCUCAUUGCAGUUGUUCUGGUGAGUAUAGUCAGUCUCUGUAGGAAUGUCCAUGCAAACACUGUUUUCAGAGAAAAAGCCUAGGGACACCUCCAGUGUGCAGCACUGCCAUUAGCAUCUCCACGCUCUGCAUGGAGAUGAUGAACUUUCCUCAUAGAGAUGCAGUGAAUUAAUGCAUCUCUAUGAGAUGUUGAUUGGCCUGGCCAGUGUUUGGCCCCACCCCCACCCCCACCCCGCCUCCUUGGGAAAGCAUUGUUUUGGCUGAGAUUAUCAAUUCUGAUGAUGCCAGCCAAAGAGGCGGAUCUGGGACAGGGCCAGCUAUUGCAGACCCGUGGAGAGCUGGAAAUAAGGUACGUUUUAACCCUUUCUAAGGGGGCAAGUAUUUGUAUUUUUAUAAGGGUUUGUAUUUCUGACCCUAUAGUGUUCCUUUAAGGUCUGUUUGUGGUGAACUUUGGUUUGUUAAGGGUUGAUAUUUUUGCCAUUUAAAUUACCUUAUAGUGCUAGAAUUGUGCACAACUCCUUUAAUGACCAGUGAAGUCUGGGGGCUGACAUGACUUCACGUGUGUGUAUAUAUGUAUGUGUAUGUGAAAAGCACUCCAGGGACUUCAUAUAAGGUGAAAAAAUAAACUUUAUUCAGCAACUGCCAAAAGUGAUCAUAUAUAUAUAUAUGACAGAUAUAUGUAUGAACUAUCAGUGCUGAUUCUGUUCUUAUCUGCCUCCUACAGCAAGUUUGAUCUUUACACAAAGACAGAGGAACUGCCAGAUGUGGAGAACCUGCGGCCAUAUUACCAGAAUCUCAUAGAUAAAUACUGCCCAAGGAUUAUGAGCUGGUGA